GGACUGGUCCAGCUGGAAAAAGCAAGAAGGAGGGCAGUUCGCGAGCGGCUGCGUCCCGACGCGGUCCUAACGAGAAUAUUGGUAUCACCGGUAUCAAGGUCAAGCGGUUUCGGACUGCAUGCGACUACGGACGUGUUGGACGAGGAUAGCGAAGAGAACUAUGAGGUGGAUCGCAGCUGUCGCCGGGUUCUUCCUGAUCCUGGUUUCGUCGCAGGACGUCGAGGCCGAGCCCAGUAGGAAUGGAUUGGCGGAGACACCGUGGAGAGCGAAGCGGAGCAUAGACGUGAACGACGUCUACGAGAAGGAGGAGAAGAUGCGCCGACACAGAUUGCCGGAGGAAAUGUCGCUGUCCAGCUAUCACCUCGAGCUCGAACCGUUCCUCGCCGAUCCUUACGAGUUCAAAGGCCGAGUCAGGAUCAACGUCACCUGGCUCGACAGCAGCGACAGGCUCACUCUGCGCGCUCUCCCAAACCUCAAGAUCACCAAUUACAGUGUCAGACACGUGAAACCGUCGGACGAGGAAAGAGAGAAGGGUCUGCCGUUGAUGGACGUGAACGUCGCGAGGGUCGAUCUGCCCAAAGAGACGAGACCUUGGUACACGCUCCAUUUCGAACAGAUCCUGACAAAUGGUAGUACCUUCGAGAUAGACAUCAGUUUUUCGGGCCAGUUCAGCACCGACAGGACCAUCGGCUUCUUCAAGAGCGAGUAUAACGACGCCGACGGAAACAAAUACCCGUUCGUGGGUACCAAUUUCAGAUUGGGAUACGCGCACGGCGUGUUCCCUUCGAUGGACGAGCCGUCUUACAAAACGACGUUCAGGCUAAGCGUACUUCGUCCGAAGAACAUGACGGCGCUCUCAAACACUCCUUUGGAGACCAGCAAAGAGGUAGCUGGUCAGCCGGACAUGGUCUGGGACCAUUUCGCGAAAACGCCGAAAAUUUCCACGUACCAGUUGGCUCUGACGGUGUCCAACCUUGAGAGCAUCGCGCCCACGCAGGAGAUCAAUGAAAUGGAUGGAAGGAAGUUGGAGAUCAAGGUGUGGGGACGGAAGGAAUUCCUGAAACAUUUGAAAGACGCACCAGACAAGGUUGUCAAGAUAAUGAAUUAUUUUCAAGAUUACUUCAACAGUUCGAUCGGAUUGCCGAAACUCGACUUAAUGGCGGUACCUAUGUAUAACGCGGCUAAACCGUCCGACAGCUGGGGUCUGAUACUUUUCAAGGAAAGCGAAUUGGGCAGUCCGUCGGUCUGGAACACGGCCUACGAGCUUGUUUACCAAUGGAUCGGUCAGUACAUCACACCGAGUCAUUGGACGAGCGGUACAUCGGUGAACAAGGCGAUCAACUCGUUCUUAGCUUCGAUGGCCACGGUGGACAUCAAUCCGGACGAGAUGGAGGGGAAGUGGCCGAUGACGCUGCUGUAUUCCCUUUACUACGAAUUCGGCAAGUUCGAACCGUUCUCGAGGGUGAACGGCAUCAGGAACGAGGCGAUGUUGGCAAAAGAGGAACUGGUGUUCCGUAUGUUCAAUUACACUCUCGGCGAGGAUCUGUUUCAGAAAGGGGUCAGACAUUUCUUCAGAUCGUGCUCGCAAACGGAUACGCGCAAGUUCUUCGCGGACGAGAUUUACACCAGGCUGAACGACGUGGCGAACGAAACGAGCAUUCUGUCGGCCAACUAUCCGACGAUAAACAGCAUCGCGGCCCGAUGGACCAACCGGGACAGGGUACCGGUGGUCACGGUCAACCGUGAUUAUAAGGCUCGCACGAUCACGUUCAACCAGAAAGUUUAUCUGAGGGAAGCUCCGCGAGCUUUCACCCCCAGAGUCUCGUACGAGUGGGACAUACCGCUGGUGAUGAUGUCGCAAGAAAACUUGGAGUACCGACCACCUUGUCGCCUGUGGUUGAUCAAGGACAAACCAGAAAAGAAUCUCACCGUACCAGACAACGUCACUGACGAUCAGUUCGUCAUCGUCAAUCCUGAAGAGAUAGGCAUGUUCCCGGUUAACUACGACAUCUGCAACUGGAAGAUGCUGUCGCAAUUCUUGCAAGGCCCGCAGCGCGAAACAAUUCCCGUUCUGACCAGAGCGAAGCUUCUUCACGACUCUUGGAAUCUGGCGUACUCCGGUGAACUCUGCUUCAGGAUCGCGUUGAGCAUGACCCUGUUUUUGAAAGAGGAAAGGAGUCACGUGGUGUGGGAGCCGGUCUUCAUGAUGAUCGAUCACAUCGGCAGACGCAUCGAGGGCUUCGACGUCUAUCCGAAAUUCGAAGCUUAUACGCGAACGCUGUUGAAACCUUUAUACGAAGAACUUAACAAAUCCGUGGACCCGGACGAACCGUCUUGGAAGACUCACAUGCGGAGCAUGGCCAAGAGCUUCCUUUGUCGAGCCGGAUACGAGCCGUGCGUGAAAGAGGCGAGGGAUCAAUACAAGAAAUGGCUGAUCGACGAGGACCCGGAUAAAGGAAAUCCAGUUGCCAACGAAUUUAUCUGCCCGGUAUUCAAGUGGGGCACCGAAGAGGAAUGGGAAUUCGGACUUCAGCGCGUGAUAAACUUCCCACAGAGCAGCCCGGAGAGGAAGCAGAACGAAAGGACCUAUCUUCUAAAGUCGUUGGCCGGUUGUUCGCAGGACGCGUACAAGAUCGAAAGAUUAUUGAACGCAACGUUUUUCGACAAGGACAAGAAAACGUUCUCGGACUCCGAUAUCCAAUUGAUAUUAGUCACGCUGAGCGGCAGGUCAAGCGGUUACACAACCGUGUUCAACUUCUUUGUGAACAAUUGGGACGCUGUAAAACAGCGAUUCGAGGACAAACCAUAUCUCUGGCGGCGCGUAAUGGAAUCGGCCUCUUCCUCGUUUAGCACCCAAAAGGGCCUCGACCUGGUGCAGAAAUUGUACGCGAAUCAUGAAGACGAGUUCAAAUCGACCCGGUCCGAUCUCAGGAUACCGAAGAACUUUCAAGCAGAGAGGAAGGAAUGGAACGAGAAGAAUCUCCCGGUGAUCGACGCUUGGCUUACAGAAAAUUUGCCUAAAGAGGAACUAGAAGCUAUUCAAGAUAGAAUCACUACCACCGUGACUCCUGCCAUAGAUCUCCUGUCAGACCUUUCCUGAAGUGACCGCAUAUUAUGUAUAUCUCAUCCACCGCUUCGACUUUAAACGUAUGUAUAAAUAACACUGAAAACGCGUCACCGGGAUGGUUGUUAACGGUGAUGAUUAAUCGACUCGAUAAAUGGUAGUACAGCCAUUGUCCACGAUGAAAGAUCGAACAUGAUCAAGUACUAAUAGAGAAAUAGCAUAGUUUAUAUUUUGUUUAUAUUUAUGGAAUGCGUAAACGUGCUCGACGUUGAACUGAUAUUACAUUGUAUGUAUGAUCGAUUGGUAAUUAAAAUUUAUUUGUAGAUCAACGUAGCGUUUCGCAAUGUGAAUUUUCUGUCCGAUACUCAUCGUAUCGAUCAUUCCAAUUAGUUUCAACCUGAUUAUAGCACAUUUUACGCACUUUAAUUUCUGAAUAAAACUUAUCUAGUCCGAAGUA
Ceratina calcarata is the source of this 3521-nucleotide messenger RNA. RefSeq names its product aminopeptidase N. Gene Ontology annotation, biological process: proteolysis. The coding region runs from base 119 to 3100 and encodes 993 amino acids. Lineage: Eukaryota; Metazoa; Arthropoda; Insecta; Hymenoptera; Apidae. The record is from RefSeq and is a predicted model, not a curated record. The transcript has 15 exons. Gene Ontology annotation, molecular function: zinc ion binding; metallopeptidase activity. Gene Ontology annotation, cellular component: cytoplasm; membrane.